AUGGACCCAUAUCAUCCAGAUGGGGUUCAGAUUCUCAGAGAUGCGGCUAGUCUCUUCUUAGCCUCAAAAGGUGAAAGUUCUGAGGUAACUCACCAUAGAAAACGGUCCAUACCGACAAUGGGCAGUAAUAAAGCACAGCUGCUUUAUGAUUACAUCCUUGACAACGUAUACGAUUAUACAUAUACCAGCGUCAUGAACGGGUAUGGCAAGCUCUGGAAGGCCGAAUAUAAAGACAAGGUCGUCGGUGCGCUACUCGCGGUGCAAUGGUAUGGAAAUAAGACGAGUGGCCAUAUCAAGUCCAUAGAAAUUGACCCCAAGCAACACUACGCAACAAGAAAAAAGCAUUCAGGCAAACGGCACCACAAUGAGGAUUUGAUGCAUCUUGACAAGUCGUGGUAUGUUGGGUCAACACCCAAGGAAAUGCUGUCGUUUUAUGACAAGGCGUGGGCAGAUGAAGUGGAAAGGAACUUCGACGACGCUAAAAAUCUCCGCGCGGCAGAUUUCGAACGCAACUACUUUUGGUACUUGCAUGAUGUGGCGGUGGACGAAAGCAUUGGUCAAGAGUUAGCUUUGAAAGUAAAGCACGAGUUAAUCCAGUAUUAUUUAUCGCACGUCCGCGAAUUCGGCGACCAACUCAACAACUCGGACAAGACAGGCGGCUUGGCAAUUCGCGACUUGAAAUCUGAGCCAUACGGCGAAACAUUCUGGAAACUGUGUGGCUUUCGAGUAUUUCAAACAGGGCAACAGGUUAUAAAAGAUCGAGAUUCGUUGAACUUGGCGAGAGCACUGGUAAACCCCAGAGGCGACGGCAGGUUUACUCUCUUGACCUGUAACAUGAACCGAGCAACUGAAGGCCAAGCGACGGAUGAGCAGCCAGAUGUAGAUUUGGAGGAGAAAUUGAAAAGCAUUCUAGAGAUGGAGUCAGGCUUCGAGCAACGGCUGACGUAUAGACAAGGGGUUGUUUCGGUUGGGAAGCGCAAUGCCCAUAUAAAUGCUCGGAUCAACAGGAAAUCUCAUGACAACUAUCAACUUAAAGCCGUCGCCGUAGGGAAAUGGUUGAAGAUAAUAAAACCCGAUAUUGAUGUAACAGUCAUCUAG
This is a messenger RNA of Pseudomassariella vexata, 1098 nucleotides long. RefSeq lists its product as uncharacterized. Bases 1 to 1098 code for a protein of 365 amino acids. The record is from RefSeq and is a predicted model, not a curated record. The transcript is spliced from 5 exons. Lineage: Eukaryota; Fungi; Ascomycota; Sordariomycetes; Amphisphaeriales; Pseudomassariaceae.